UUAUGUAAUUGUUAACAAACAUUUGUUUAAUGAAAUGAAAAGUUGUUUGUAAAAAGAGGUGGAAAUCUGACAGAUUCGUAUAUAAAUGAAGUAGACUGCGAACGUCUCCCUUUUAUAACCUCAAAAAUGCGCGAGAAGUGUUACAGUGCUAUGGAGAAGUGAGCUUAUUUUUAUUCCAAAAAUAGUGUUAAAGUGAACCAAUUGGGACUAUGCCGUCGAAGAAAAGAAAAUACAAUGCGCGGUUCCCAGCCGGGCGAAUUAAGAAGAUUAUGCAGACGGACGAGGAAGUGGGGAAGGUGGCUCAGGCCGUGCCAAUCAUAAUCUCUCGUACGCUGGAACUGUUUGUGGAGUCUCUGCUGAACAAGGCCAUGCAAGUGACGAUGCAGAGGAACGCUAAGACCCUCAGUCCGUCGCACAUCAAGCAGUGCAUACUGGCAGAGUCAAGGUUUGACUUCCUUAGAGACUUGGUGAAAAACAUCCCUGAUGUGACGGCAGCGGAAGAACGAGAAAUGAUGAGCAGGGAGGGUUCACCUAACUCUAUGAGACAUUCAGAACCAAAUCCACCGCGGCGAGUAGUCAGAGAAGACUCAAACAGUUCGAGUAGCUCUGAAAUUAGAGUACAAGCAACGACAGCCAAAGACAUCCUUCGACGAGCGAUAUCCCUAGACGCAGACAAGACGAGGAACGAGACUGUGACGUCAGAGGCGAUAGAUUUAACAAAGAAACCGUGUGAUAAGCCGAUAGUGACGGCGAACUUCUACCAAGAGACGCAGACUGCGGACGACGCGCCGCAGAGAAGCGUCAUAACCCUCAACCCCACGUACGCGACCCCUCAACCCUCCACAUCCAACUACCCAGGUUUCAAAAGGCUAAUGAGUUACCCCGAGACGGCAAGCUUCCCCGCCUACACGGACAGAAGCAGCGAUGUCACCCCAAUACUAAACAUAGACUUUUCCAAAAACAUAGGCCUCCCCGAGAUUAAAGUUCUAGACACUGCAGUGGCCAGUAUAGUAGGCGUGCCCAAAGAUGAUAAAAAGUUGCAGAGGCAAAACUCCAAAAAGUCUGAAGUGAAGAAACUCGAUGCUAUACCUAAAUCGUUAGUGCCUCCCAGAGUCGACAUAGACCUUUUGAAUUCAGGGAACCUACAAAUAGACGAAGACUAUGAUACCUGAAUAUUUUUUUUUUUUUAUAAGUGUAAGUUUUAUUUUCGAAGCGAAACUUUAUUAUGCUCUCUAGUGCUAACAUGCGACCAACAUACUCGUAUCUCGUGACUGAUUAUUAUUAGACUUGCUCUUUAUUAAUUAAAAUGGCUAAAUCAUGUACUACAAGCAUUGACCUCUUAUAAUAAAAGGAUGCACAAUCAUGUGGAAAAUUUCACUUAAAAACUGGCCAAUUUUGCUUUGACAGUUUUAGAAUUAUUGGUAAAGAAAAUUAUACCUAAAGACCUUUAAAUGUAGUCCAAUAUUCAAUAAAAUCCCAAAUUCAGAGCAAAUUCAACCUUAAGGAUUGAGUUUAAGGUUGAAUUUGCAAAUGCAACUACUUGAAUUGAGUGCCAAGAAGUUGUGUUUGGCACUCAUUGAGUGGGGAUGUUUUUUGGUUGCUGAUUGUGCAUCCACUUUUAAAUAGGAGAUCGAUGACUACAAGCUGUUUAAUUUCACUACGGUCGUUAUAAGCAUGAAUAAUAAUACAAGUCAUUUAUACGAUUUAUAACCUGUUACUUUAUAAUCUAUCUUGCGAGAUUGUAAAUUGCCGAUAGAUUGUGAACUCCAUACAUACUUCUAAGAACCAAACUUGAGUGAUUUUUUUUUAAUUUAUAAAUUUUAAACCAAUUUAAAGAUUAAUUGGAGGGGAACAGAGAUAUUGGUCAUAUUUAAAAGAUAUGGCCAAUCUUCAUUAUUCAUUUUAAAAAAAGGUCUUUAACUGAUAAAGAUGUGCAUAUAACUGUCAUACAAUACGGAUAAUGUUUAACAUCUUUUUUUUUCUAGUAUUGGACCUGCAUAAAUGUGUUAUAUCAUUUUUUAUAAAUUGUAUAAAAAUACCAUGAUAACAACAACAGUUUCAUAUUUCAUUAUAAUGUAUUGGAUUUGCAUUUCAUUAGCUAUUCGUGUUGAACAAGAAAUAUCAAAACCACAUUAUUAGAGUGCGCGCAAGAUAAGUCGACGACUGGCGGCGUAAUGUUGCCAGCGUUAGUGUCUCUUUUACCCGCCAAAAGAUAGAUAGAGAUAGACGACAAGAUGGCGGCGACAAGUUCCUAUUGGCCACGCGCAAACUUAUCUUGCGCGCACUAUACGUAGCCAUAAGCCAAGACGACAUCGUUUACGAGCAAGUGAAUGACAGGCAAUUACCCUUCAUAAUCAGUAUAAUAGGGGGAAGACCAGGAUGCGAAAUUUGCAGUUACUAAAGUGUUCUGGGGAUUGAUUGGAUUUGGUAGAUUAGAUGAUAGGAAGAAUAACUGGUUAUAUACUACUGAAAUUAUCAGAAUCAUGAAGGAAAUAAUCUCUAGUAAAAAAUCAAGCGUAGCUCAAAAACAGAAAUAUAAAUAAAGAUUUUUUUGUAACUUAGGAAUCCUCCCAUUCCAUUACGUUACGCUCAAAUCGUUAUAAUUUCAAAAUGCACACCUUUUAGCUAACAACUCGCCUCCUUAUUGUAUUACUGUAGAAGAAGAAGAAGAAGAAAUAUACUUUAUUGUACAUUAAAAACAAAAAUAAACAAUAACUUAUAAUAACACUUAGAAACUAAUGUACAAAUGGCGGUCUUAUCGCUAAAGAGCGAUCUCUUCCAGACAACCACUGUGGAAGAGAAAAAAAAAAACGUAAGCACCGAUUCGGGUAUACGCACACAAAAAAUAAGAAAAGUUAAGUAAUUUAAAUACAUAAAUAUUAAGCAAUAAUACAUAAUAAUAAUACAUAGACUAUACUUAACUACAUCAUACAUAUAUACAAAGAAAUACAUAUAUACAUACAUACAUACAUACAUACAUACAUACAUACAUACAUACAUACAUACACACAUACAUACAUACAUGAAAACCUGCAAAACAUAAAAACAAGACGGCAUCUAAGGGAAGACAAAAGAAAAAUAAAUAAACAAAAUAAUUCAAAAAUAAUAAUAAAUAAACAUAAUACACAUACAAGCGUAAUUUGGAUUAAUAAGUUAAAUUAAAAGAUCAGGGAGGAAAAAAGUGCAUGUUUACCAGCCGUUUGAAAGAGGUUAGAGAUUGGGCACGCCGAAUGUCUAAGGGCAAUGAAUUCCAGAGCCGAGCAGCUUUAACAGAAAAGGAUUUAGAAUAGAAGGAAGUAUUAUGGGAAGGAAUUUUUAAGAUUAGGUUGUCUUCAGAGCGAAGGGAGCGACAGUGAGUAUCACUUAGAAAGCUAAAACGCUCUUUUAAAUAAAUCGGAGUCGUAGGAUUAAACAGGACAUUAUACAAAAAAGACAGAAUGUGAGUAUUCCUGCGAAGGCGGAUCGAGGGCCACUUGAGUUUUUCGCGAAAUUCGGAAACAUGGUCAUAUUUGCGAAGUCCAAAUAUGAAUCUUAUACAAACAUUCUGAAUGCGCUCAAGUUUAUCCAGUAAUUCUUCACUCAAAUUUAGAUAACAAGUGUCCGCGUAAUCGAGAAUUGGUAACAGGAGAGAUUGUGCAAGCGCAAUUUUAGUAGAUAAAGGAAGGAAGUUUCGUAACCUACGAAGUGACCCCACGGAUGCAAACACCUUCCCACUUACUCUGCUUACCUGAGGGGCCCAAGUGAAAUACUUGUCAAAAGUAACUCCGAGAUUUUUAACCGUGUCACUAAAUGGCACACGCGUUCCAUCAAAGAUUACGUAUGGAAUAUUAUCCCAGUCAAUACGUGCAACCAAACUGUGACUGCCUAUAAUAAUAACUUGGGUUUUAGACGGAUUGACUUUAAGGCCAUAAGCCUUACUCCAUUGCACUAUACAAUCUAAAUCUUUAUUUAUGGCAUCUAUUGCAUUGGGUAAAUCAGCCAGUUUGGACUGAGCAUAUAUUUGGAGAUCAUCUGCAUACAGGUGAUAGAGCGAGGUAAGUUGAAGAGUAAUAGAACUUAUAAAAAGAGAAAAAAGAAGAGGAGACAACACGCCACCUUGCGGUACGCCGGCAGAAAUUGUGCACCAAUCAGACACAGAGUCAUUGACUCGCACACGCUGCCGACGUCCGAACAAGUAACUAUGAAACCAGUCAAUCACAUUAGGAGAUAUGUUGAGAGAAGCUAGUUUGGCUAGUAGAAGUUCGAAAUCGACAUUAUUAAAUGCAUUGCUGAAAUCUAGUAAGGCCAACACUGUGACACACUGAUUGUCCAUAUUAAAACGAAUAUCUUCGGUAAUUUUUACUAAUGCAGUGGUCGUACUAUGACCAGUGCGGAAACCAGAUUGAAAAGGAUUUAAAAGAUUCUGUCGGGUUAGGAAAAGGCUUAAUUGACGAUGGACUAAACGCUCAAAAACUUUCGAAAGGAAUGGGAGGAUGGAAAUAGGCCUAUAGUCAGAAAAGCAGGAAGGAUUUAAUUUUUUGGGUAGUGGAAUGACUUGAGCAUCCUUCCAAGAGGAAGGAAAACUCCCGGAAGACAUGGAGAAAUUGAAUAAGGAUUUAAUUAUUGGAGCUAGUAGGUUAAUGAGAGGAAUAAUCAUCUUCCGACUAAUGCAGUCAGUACCAAUAGCAUCAGAGUUGACCUCACGAAUACUUCUCUCAACAUCACUAUCAGUGACUUGACAGAAAAUAAAAGCAGGAUCAUCAGAAGUGGGUAAAGCUAGUAAAUUAUUUUUAGUAGUAAGUUUAGUGGCGUCAUCAAUGACGCAAGUAGAGGAAAAGUGGCUAUUAAGCUGAUUUAAAUUUAUGUUGAAGGAGCUAUUAUUUUGACGCGCUUUCCCAACUCCUAGAGACUUAAGAAAUGUCCACACUCGACCUGAAUCUUCUUCUUCGAGUAUGGAUUUGUGGAUAUGGCGUCGUUGCAUGUCUCUACACAACCUGUUGCAGCGAUUACUGUAUUUCUGAACUUAGUUUUUUUUUUGUUUUCCCUAAACGUACCCCACCAAUAUUAAGGGCUCAUACUUGGAGGUACUCAACAACGUGCAAGGUAUAGUCACAUUCAUCUCGCGCGAUUGAGUAUCUGCAAAAAUCCCCUCUUCUGCUCCUCUACUAUUACAACAUGUUUUAGUAUCACCGAAACAUGAAACUUUGGCCCAAAUGUAGGCUGACCUUGAAUUUAAUAUGCACCUAGCACGUUCGUUGAUAACACUCCCAUGGUAUGCGGGCGACGGGCGGAAAGACCGCAGUUGUGAAAUCGUGCGUGCGGGGAAGUGAAGAGCAUCAGUCGUGGAUUUUCGUUCAUCGCUACACACCCCCCGGCCCUCGCGCAUCAUCGGGAGUGUUACAAACGAAGUUGUCAAGCUAUAAGCUUACAAGAGUUCGAAUGAAGUUUCGCUUCCACGGCGUGUACCUAUUGUGCAUGCCAUUCUUUUAUGUUGUUCUGCUAUGUUUUGUAGCGUGACGUUACGUGGAAUUUGUUAUCCAAAUAAUGUUUAGAGUAUAAUAAUAGUUUAUAUUACAACAAAUCAGAUGAAAUAAAUUAUUAUUUUACGAUAUGUUAUAAACAACGAAAUCUUUAUUAAAUAAUGAUUUAUUUAUUUUGCUAUCAUCCGCGAAAAGUCGGCGAACCCAUGCGACAACGUCACCCAGGUCCGACAAAAUACUCUACAACUGACUCUUUGCAAUUGCACGUUGUAGAGUCAACAUCUCCUGAGGAUGCACCGGUUUCGGGGUGAAACGUACGUAGAGAGUAUUUAGUCAUCAUGAACUUAUCAUGAACUUCCGCAAAGUAACGCCUGCUUCUAUCCAAUAACAGAAUCUUUCAUAAUUGUAAAUAAGUACAUACCUAAUAUUACAAAGCAAAAAUAUUAUUUGAGUUAAUUACCUUUUUUUAUGGUAAUCAUAAUAAUUACUUACUGGGACUGACAGCUUAAAGUGCUGUGCUGGAUGGCCAUAAAGCCCAUGAGAAAAAAAGUAAACUAACAUUUAAAAACCAACGUUCUAUUAAAAACGUCCAUCCUGACCUCAGACCAAUAAGGACCUGCCUCGCUAGACAUCUAAUUUUCUAUCAACGUAUAUGAUCAUCGAUUUAAUGCUAUUGUAUAAACUGUCUAUAGAAUCGAUGUUUCAUAGUUUUAAUUGUGUUCGCCGGGUAAAGAGCUUCAUAAAAUACCUUUUUGUGUAGUUGAAUGGUGUUAAAAACGGUCAACAACUUCUUGUUUAGUAUAAGAUAUACGAGUAUACCUAAUUUAUGCUCGUUUUCCUCACAAAAUGACGGAUAAUUUUGUUCGUGAAUUUGGGUGCGAUACUGGCCCUUAUGUAAUUAGUCUGUGAUCCUGACCUAACCUAAUACCGAUGGCCCCAGAUGGUAUAGCUACGCUCUUACGCCACUGGGCAUAAUCCUAGCCAAACAAAAGGGUAAAGUUUUAUUAAAUUAAAAAUCAUGUAAACUUUAAUUAUGCUAAAUAGAAUAAAAAAUGUGGGUUAUUCUUUACAUCAUAUAAAUUUCGUUUUUAUCUUACCUUUAUACUUACUAUGAAAUAUUUUUUUUGUAGGUAGGUAACAUAAGUAUAUUUUUAUAUUUCCGUUUGGAUAACAAAUUACGUGAUUUUGUGUUGUUUACCAGUUUAGGUAUAUUGUAUGAUAAGUUUUUAAUAAAUGAGUAAUGAAUUA
This is a messenger RNA of Bicyclus anynana (squinting bush brown), 6707 nucleotides long. RefSeq lists its product as uncharacterized. The record is from RefSeq and is a predicted model, not a curated record. Bases 210 to 1172 code for a protein of 320 amino acids. The transcript has 7 exons. NCBI's taxonomy places the organism in Eukaryota, Metazoa, Arthropoda, Insecta, Lepidoptera, Nymphalidae. Gene Ontology annotation, cellular component: nucleus; negative cofactor 2 complex. Gene Ontology annotation, biological process: transcription by RNA polymerase II; negative regulation of transcription by RNA polymerase II; positive regulation of transcription by RNA polymerase II. Gene Ontology annotation, molecular function: transcription corepressor activity; core promoter sequence-specific DNA binding; protein heterodimerization activity.